Molecule: messenger RNA, 490 nt
Organism: Pyricularia grisea
Lineage: Eukaryota; Fungi; Ascomycota; Sordariomycetes; Magnaporthales; Pyriculariaceae
Exons: 2
Coding region: 50-259 (69 amino acids)
Source: RefSeq, a predicted model, not a curated record
UCUCCCGCUGCUACUAAGUCGGCUUCGGGAGCCACAAAAGUCCAGCCUUAUGGGGUGGUUCGGGGUACCGCGUGGGACCGUCGAAAGCCUCAAAGCUGAAGGUGGAACGAACGGCCCCAGGCCCUUACCUCUGCAGGUGAUCGAUUCGACGUUUAAAAAAGCACAUGCGGAUUUUGGUCUCACCCUACCCAUGAACCUUUCCCACGACAGAAGAAAUCCACUCCAACAAUUGUUUUGGGCUGAGAUGAAGGGAGUAUAAUCGCUAAAAAGUGGCAACCAAACCAGUUGACAGCGGAGACUAAACUCUGCCAAUGCCUAAGAAUACCUACGGAGGAUAUUUAACUCCACGGCGAGCUGGAGACAAGAAGCACUAUACUAGCGUAGCCUCGCAAGGACAUACCAUAGUACAGUACACUAAUACAACCGAACCACCAAACCAGUUUGACAGCCAUGCGGAAUAUACAAAACAGCUUUGCACAGACCACAAGCC